CAGUAUCUCUCUCACAGCCUGUGUGUGUGAAGAGUUAGGGACUACACAGGCUGUACAGAGUGUUGAGAGUGACUGUGUGUGUGCGUGUGGGUGUGUGUGUGUGCGUGUGUGUGUGUAUGUAUGUGUGUGCAGACUCCCGUGUUGGUGCGCCAUGUGUCUUUGACUGUGCUGACCGCGGCAGCCAUCCCGUCUACAGCAGAGACUUUCUCUGUAUGCAGAUGGUGUGAGCAGUCAGAGGAAAAGUUUAUAACAGCAGCGAGCUGAAGCCUCUCUCCACACACACUGAGUCAGCUGGCCACAGUCUAUGGAAGUGGCAACAGGAGGGGAGCAGCGGCACAGCUGAAGUACAGCUUCAGCCCCUCUCAGCCAGGGAUUUUUUCUUGAUGUUGGUUGUCUCUCCGUGUCUGAAUACCUGUCACUGGACUGGAUAUAACACUUGUGAAUCACCGCACGUCCGACCUGACAGCUUCUGCAGGGCUGCUCAUCUGAAUGAUUAGAGUUGCUGUCCAGAGCCGGUAAUGGAAGACCAGUCCGUGUCUCACAACAGUCCGCAGCACAGCGGAGGCCAAGCCCACAGCCAGGGAAGGUCAAACGUCAUCAGGUGUGGGUGGCUGAGGAAGCAAGGGGGCUUUGUCAAGACUUGGCACACUCGCUGGUUUGUGCUGAGGGGGGACCAGCUCUUUUAUUACAAAGACGAGGAGGAGACCAAAGCCCUGGGAGCCAUUUUCUUACCUGGAAACAGAGUUACAGAGCAUCCAACCAGCGGGGAUGAAGGUGGCAAAUUUCUUUUCGAGGUCGUUCCAGGGGGAGACAGGGAGCGAAUGACAGCCAACCAUGAGACCUACCUUCUUAUGGCCAGCACCCAGAAUGACAUGGAGGAUUGGGUGAAAACCAUCCGCAGGGUCAUAUGGGCACCGUUUGGAGGAGGGAUCUUUGGUCAGAAACUGGAGGAGACUGUGCGCUAUGAGCGUCGAUUUGGGAACAAGCUUGCCCCUAUGCUGGUGGAGCAGUGUGUGGAUUUCAUUCGGCAGUGGGGCCUGCGGGAGGAGGGCCUGUUUAGGCUGCCGGGACAAGCCAACUUGGUCAAAGAGCUGCAAGACGCCUUCGACUGUGGAGAGAAACCCUCCUUUGACUGCAACACAGAUGUCCAUACAGUAGCCUCUCUACUGAAGCUGUAUCUCAGAGAGCUGCCGGAGCCUGUCAUCCCCUUUUCGAAGUACGAGGAGUUCCUGGCCUGCACCAAACUCCUCAACAAGGAUGAGGGAGUGGGUAUGAAAGAGCUGAGAAGACUUGUAGAAAGCCUGCCUUCGGUCAAUUACAACCUUCUCAAGUACAUCUGCAGAUUUCUCGAUGAAGUCCAGUCAUAUUCAGGAGUGAAUAAAAUGAGCGUACAGAAUUUGGCCACGGUAUUUGGGCCAAAUAUUUUGAGGCCGAAGGUUGAGGAUCCAGUAGCCAUCAUGGAAGGUACGGUUCUGGUCCAGCAGCUCAUGGCUGUUUUCAUUGGCCAACACGAUGUGCUGUUUCCCAGAGAUGAGGACAGCCCCAUGGCGCUAGAGCUUGUCAACAACAAUCCUGAAUUGCCACGGCAACAAGUCACCACGACUACCUCCACCCUUACCACCGUGUCUGUGGGCCAAAACCAGAAUGCAGAGAACAACAACACACAGAUUGUCCGGCAGUGUGUUUGGGAGGCACCUGAAUCUCCCUCGCACCGACAGCAGGUAGACAACAAUGGCUCCCCGCGAUCAGCCAGCCCUCGUAAUGGUCUCAUAAAUCGCUUUGACCUCACCCGCAGCCCGCCACUGACUGUAAAAAAGAACCCAGCCUUCAGUAAAGGCAGUGGAAUUGUUACUAAUGGCUCCUUCAGCUCUUCCUCGCCCUCCUCAGAUCCAAAUCAAGGAAAGAGCCAAACCAUGCCCGGAGGUGGGACCUUGCAGACACGGCGCAAUGGAACUCUUAAAGGCUCAGGCACAAAAAUGGGCGUGGCGAGUGGAAACAACACCGGAGGGAGUGGGAGCGGAGUCAUGCGCAUGGGCGUCUCCAGCGCUGAUGUGGUCAAUGGGAGUCUGAACAGCCGCAAUGGUCUCUGGGUACCAAAUGGCUGUGUCACAUUACGGGACAACAACAAAACACGAGAUUGCCCCAGUGGGGAUCAAACGUCCAGUCAGAACCGUCUGUCCACGUACGACAAUGUCCAGUUAAACCAGCAGAACCUCCAGCAGCAGAACCAGACAGCCACCACGUGUCUGAGCAGCAGCUGUGAGGACAAGCAGAGCGUCGACAGCGCCACCUGGUCCACCUCCUCCUGCGAGAUCUCCCUCCCAGACAACUCCACUUCAUGUCGCUCCUCCACCACCACCUGCCCUGAACAGGACUUCUAUGGGGGUCACUAUGAAGACCUGGACGGACCAGCCCAAGAUAAUGAGCCUCCCCAGUCAGGCGGAGGAGGAGAUAGGGAGGGGAGAAACAGCAAUGGAGAGGGAGGCGGAGAUGGAGGAGGAAGGAGCAGUCGAGGCACCAGCAGUAGUGAUAAUAGUGAUGGUUUCCCUGUCAGUAAUGGGUCUGGCAACCACAGUGCUCUGUACAGCUUGGUGGCCAGCCUUAAACAGGAGAUGCACAAGCAGAAGGCGGAGUAUGAGGCCAAGAUAAAGAGUUUGGAGCAGCGUAACCUGGAGCUGGAGACGGAAAUGGUGUGCCUCCAUGAGGAGCUGGACCAGGAGAGGAAGAAGUACACCAUGGUGGAAAUUAAGCUGCGUAACGCUGAGCGCGCCAAGGACGAUGCUGAGCGGCGAAAUCAGAUGCUGCAGAAGGAGAUGGAGCAGUUCUUCUCAACCUUUAGCGACCUCACUGCGGCUGGUGCGACCCCAGCUGCUGAUCCCCGCCGGCCGGAGCGUAACAACACCAUCUGGAUUCAGUGAAGGAAGGCAGGAGCAUGGGCCGCUCUGAUUUCAUAAAAGAGAAUGGAAGAUUGAAGACGGUUUAUCGAGAUUUGAAGACGACGGGGGGUCCAAACAGGUUUUGGCUUUUGAUUUGAGAGGACAGGCUAAGAGGCCACAUUGAGAGGGAUUAUGGCAAAAGUGAGUUUAAGAAAGAAUUAAUGAAGUGUCGAGUUACCACAAGCCACCUGUACACCUAACACCUGAGGUGAUUUGGCUGAACAUGAACGUCAGUACAUUAUCUGUACAUGUAAGCUUAUUUUAACCGCUCAACUACCAAUGCAUACACUCUCCAGCCUCCUCUACAUCUGGUGUUAUUCAGUGAGGUGACGCUCGCUUGGAGCUGGAGUAAAGGGACAGUACACAGUAAUCUACUGCCAGCUAUUGCCGUGGUUUAACUUUACCUGCCAGAGCCACACAGGAGAGAAUGCAAAGAUUUCCAAAAGGUAGUCUACAACAAAAAAAAUGAUCGCUAACCCUGGACCUGAAAACACCGCAAGACCAUGCCAAAACUCUUGCCAUCUGUAUUCACCUUUGUAAUCCAACCAAAUAUAUAAACAACUUAUUGUUCCAUGUAAUUCUGUGCUUGUGUACAUAGAGGGAAACAAUGCUGACAAAAUAAGGUGACAUACUGUCUGUAUGUAAAGAGAAAUUAAAGUAAUAUUUUAAUGUUUAUCUUAUAUUUAAUAAGCAAAACUGUCAAUGUGUGAUAUUUUGAUUUUAUAUCAAGUUGUUUUUCUUGCACUUACAUGUUUGUUUGUUUGUUUGUUUCAGCUCGGUGGUACCGAAUGUUCUAUCAUUUAGUAUGUGCCAUUUGAAUUGGUGAAUAUAUUGUAUAUUUGUCUUUGUGCUGUUACAUUCACCCCAUGACCAAAAAGAGUACUGUAAAUAUUUUAUAGAUAAUUGUAGACACUACUUCUUAGUCUGCACUGUGGCUUUAAUCAUACUAUAUUGAGAAGGAUAUGACAUGGAUAUAAGUCGGUACUGGAGGACGCUUGUAGCUUGUAAACUAAAUUCCAAAACUUAACAAGCGGGUCAUUGUGACAGGUCCCCUUUAAAGCAUUCAUUUCUGUCAUGAAUUCAAAUUUGCAUUCAGAUGCCAGGAUAUAUUAUUCUCUCCAUUAAAAGUUCUGUAGUUGUCGUUCUGUGAAGGCUUUUAGGAAGUGCAGAGUUUUCCAAUUUGUUGUUUGUGAUAGAAAAACAGUCUCUGCCUCCAAGUUGUAAUGAGAUGCCAGUUGUGAGACUCUACUAGGCACUCCUCUGCCGGUUGAUCCACUUGUCACAUCUACCUGGUGUUAUUAUUAUUAUUAUUAUUAUUAUUAUUAUCCUCGCUUAACACAGGGAAGGUAGGUACGACGUGCCAGCGCAGUUUUGUGUAUGUGCAUAAUUACUGUGAACCCAAGGGGGUGAAAUCAUUGAGUGCAUCAAAGUUGAUGAGGACGUUGACGGCCAGGCGUUCAGCAGGAAGUACAUGAUGGUGCACACGAUGGUGCUUGCAUUUCAGAGUCGACGAGGGUCAGUGUACAAUAAGUAACUGUCUAUAAAGUGACUGUGAGUAUUGAUGACAUGAGUGUAUUUAUGUAGCUUUAAAAUUUUGUCUACACACGAUGUGGAUUUGUUAAUGGGUACAACAGAGGACACAUCUGAGUCUGGACAUGGGGCUGGACUUCUGUCAAAACGCAUUCAUGUGUGAGAUGCACACACAGACACACACACACCCACACACACACAUACACACACACAGAGCCAGUUGCACAGGCCUGCCGCUGGCUACUUUUCUUGUGGAGCCCAGGACCCGUAUAAGCCUGCUGCUGGUCUUUGCAGGAUCUCUGGAAUGUGCAGACCGAUGAAAAAAAGUGCCUGAACAACUGAAGGAGGGAGGGGAGCCCGGGCUUCUCAUUUUGCACCCUUCACCAGGAAAUAAUAGGCUUAAGCCAAGCUGACAGUGUCAACUCGUUCUGUGAAUUCCACACUAAGGAGCAGAUUACGGACAGAAUGGAGAGGCAGAAGAGGGGAGGACUGGCGUGGUGGAAUACUUUCAUGAUAUGAUACUUGACACACAAAGAAUUU
Messenger RNA from Myripristis murdjan (pinecone soldierfish), 5006 nucleotides. RefSeq names its product Rho GTPase activating protein 24 (gene arhgap24). Gene Ontology annotation, biological process: activation of GTPase activity; negative regulation of Rac protein signal transduction; signal transduction. Gene Ontology annotation, molecular function: GTPase activator activity. Lineage: Eukaryota; Metazoa; Chordata; Actinopteri; Holocentriformes; Holocentridae. Gene Ontology annotation, cellular component: focal adhesion. The record is from RefSeq and is a predicted model, not a curated record. Bases 519 to 2918 code for a protein of 799 amino acids. The transcript is spliced from 10 exons.